AUGAGGGCAAUAAGUGGACUCACUAGGACCCAAAAGAAGCGAGCUCAAAGAAGAAAGUUGGAGGCUCAUAUGGAGGAGGGAAGGUCGCAUGAGCCGCCUCCAAAAAAGAAGCAAAUUAUUGGGCCGCUUCCAGAAAGAAAGCAGGCCAUGGAGCCGCUAAGGAAGCAAGCAAUGGAACCGCCUCUAAAACAGAAGCAGACCAUGGAGCAGCCUUUAAAAAAGAAGCAAGUUGUAGAGCCGCUCCAAGAAAGGAAGCAGGCCAUGGAGUCGCCAACGAAGCAGGCUGUAAAGCCGCUUCCAGAAAGAAAGCAGGCCAUGGAGACGCCAAGGAAGCAGGCCAUGGAGCUGCCAAGGAAACAGGCUGUGGAGCCGCUUUCAGAGAGAAAGCAGGCUGUGGAGCUGGUUUCAGAGAAAAAGCAGGCUGUGGAGCCGCUUCCAAAAAGAAAGAAAGUCAUGGAGCUGCCAAGGAAGCAAGUUGUAAAGCCGCUUUUAGAGAGAAAGCAGGCUGUGGAGUCACUUUCAGAGAACAAGCAGGCUUUGGAGCCGCUUCAAAAAAUAAAACAGGCUGUGGAACCACUAAGGAAGCAAGUUCUGGAGCCAUUUUCAGAAUGGAAGCAGGUUGUAGAGCCUCUUUCAGAGAGGAAGCAGGUUGUGGAGCCGCUUUCAGAAAGAAAGCAGGCUGUGGAGCCGCUAAAGAACCAGGCUAUGGAGUCCUUUCCUAAAAAGAAACAAGUAGAGGAGCCUCCGUAA
Andrographis paniculata is the source of this 750-nucleotide messenger RNA. RefSeq lists its product as uncharacterized. The transcript has a single exon. Lineage: Eukaryota; Viridiplantae; Streptophyta; Magnoliopsida; Lamiales; Acanthaceae. The record is from RefSeq and is a predicted model, not a curated record. The coding region runs from base 1 to 750 and encodes 249 amino acids.